AUGGAGGGUCUUUACUUCAAUGUGAACUCUGGAUACCUUGAAGGCAUUGUCCGUGGGUAUAAGAACAGCCUUCUGACCGGCCAGAACUACUCGAACUUGACACAAUGCGAGUCCAUUGAUGCUUCAACUGGGUCCAUCCUAUGGCGAUUUCCUCGCCUCUCUUCCCCGAACCCCUCCACCUCCGCCCUCGCUGGCAGGAUGACCGACAAGCUGGUGUCAGAAUUCCGAUACUUGGUCGCGCAGUCAACUGGGUCAACAGCCAAAUUCUUAAAGUACCUAACUUAUGGAUACAUGAUCGACAACAUCGCUCUCCUCAUCACCGGUACUCUGCAUGAGCGCGAUACUCGAGAACUCCUGGAACGAUGCCACCCCCUCGGCUGGUUCGAGACCUUGCCUGUGCUGUGUGUUGCCACUAAUAUCGAGGAACUUUACAACUCCGUCUUGAUUGAGACCCCGCUAGCUCCUUAUUUCAAGGGCAGCUUGAACCACCAGGAUCUGGACGAGCUGAACAUUGAGAUCGUUCGCAACACCCUGUACAAGAACUACCUGGAGGACUUUCACAGGUUUGUGAACACAGACUCUGAUUUCAACGGCCCGACUCAGGAAGUCAUGUCGGAGAUCUUGCAGUUCGAGGCAGACCGUCGCUCUAUUAAUAUUACCCUUAACUCAUUCGGCACGGAGCUAUCCAAGCAAGAGCGGAGGAAGUUGUACCCGGAAUUCGGAAAGCUGUACCCAGAAGGUAGCUUGAUGUUGUCUCGGGCAGAGGAUGUCGAGGGUGUGGCCCUUGCUGUCAGUGCUGUUGCAGAGUACAAGACCUUUUUUGAUGCAGUUGGCCUGAGCCAAGGCGGUGGUGGUAUGGGUGGCAUGGGUGGCAGCGAUGGAAAGAGUCUUGAAGAUCUGUUUUACCAGAAGGAGAUGGAGAUGGGCAAGCUCGUUUUCACCCGUCAGUUCACCCCAGCGGUGGUGUACGCGUGGAUGAAGCUGAAGGAGCAGGAAAUCCGGAACGUAACCUGGAUUUCGGAGUGCAUUGCUCAAAACCAGAAGGAGAGAAUCGGCAACUUUAUCUCUGUCUUCUAA
Molecule: messenger RNA, 1077 nt
Organism: Penicillium malachiteum
Lineage: Eukaryota; Fungi; Ascomycota; Eurotiomycetes; Eurotiales; Aspergillaceae
Product: H(+)-transporting V0 sector ATPase subunit d
Exons: 4
Coding region: 1-1077 (358 amino acids)
Biological process (GO): vacuolar transport; vacuolar acidification; proton transmembrane transport
Cellular component (GO): fungal-type vacuole membrane; proton-transporting V-type ATPase, V0 domain; vacuolar proton-transporting V-type ATPase complex
Molecular function (GO): proton-transporting ATPase activity, rotational mechanism
Source: RefSeq, a predicted model, not a curated record